Molecule: messenger RNA, 198 nt
Organism: Entrophospora sp. SA101
Lineage: Eukaryota; Fungi; Glomeromycota; Glomeromycetes; Entrophosporales; Entrophosporaceae
Source: the annotation of a GenBank genome assembly
AUGGAUGUAGAAAAACUAAACAAUGUAUAUGAAAAUAAUGAGGCCAGAUUUUCAAAGUUGGAAGAUGAGUUGGGCGAAAUUGAAAGUUUGUUGUUGAGGAAUGAUGAUGAUGAUGCACCUCCAAGGAAAAGAAGGAGAAUUAGGUGUUUUUAUGUAGUUGAUUCUGGGAGUGAGACAUUGGAGGAAGUGUCUAAUUAA